AUGUAUGACGAUCAAUCAUCAAACGAUGUGGUUUUAAUAGAAGAGAACGAGGGCGCGAAAGCAACAGGUGGACCAAUUAAAGAACUUUUCAAGAGCCUUAUCACUAAUGACUAUAAACAAAACACUGUUUUGACUAAUGCCCAAAUAAUUGACAUUUUGCAGAUAGAGUUUAACAUAAACAUCCAAAAAAUCCAUGAAUUGGAAGUAGAAAUAUAUGUAAAUGUUAUAAAAAAAUACCUGAAGGAUUGGCCUGAAUGGGAUGAAUUUGAACAAUCUGUAAUUGACUUUAAAUCUGAAAAUAAUAGUAAAGCAAUAACAAGCAUUUUAGAAGAAAAGUAUAUGAACCUGAAAAAUUAUUUGGGUAGCAUGUUAGAAAUAGCAAAACAAUUAUCACCAAAUGUUGUUAAGAAUAUUCCUAUGACAGGACAAAUGUAUAAAAUAGAAAGUGUAAACAAGGAAAAUGUUGUGAUGGAAGUACAGGCAACAAGGAAGCAACUUAAUCACCUAAUAUUAAGACAUCCAAUAUGUAAUAAUUCAAUUUUCAAUGUGUACGAAAAACUUCCCAAAUAUUAUGACUAUCCAAAUUCAUUAACACUCGAUUCUAUUCUUAGUUGGUUAGGAAUAGAGAUUGAAAUAAAGUUAAAGUGGGUUCAGGGCGUUGUAAUAAAUCUCAAAUAUGAGAACUGCCAUAAGCUGAAACAUACACUUGUUAAUAAAAUGUUAAAACUAGACUCUUAUCAAAAAACACCAUUGAAUCAGCAGUGGGAAGUAAAAUGUAAGAAAAAAAAAUUUAACGGGAUACCCAAAGAUGAUAUUUUGAAUUUAUUUGAACAAUGUAUAUAUAACAAUAUAUCAAACGAUAAAUACCUGAAAUGGAAACCUGUUUUGGUGAGCAUGCAUAAGAUUUUACGUAAUAUUACACAAAGUAUGCCAUCAAGUAUUGGUGUUCCUGGAACUUACAGAAAAUAUUUAAGCAAAUAUGGUUAUGUCAGGUUCUUGUAUGAGAAUGUGACAGAUGAGGUGAUAGAUGCUGAAAAGUAUGAUUUGCAGUUACAGGAAGUUUUAAAUCCAAUGUGUCAAUUACAUAUCGGAUUCCUUCAAAGCCAUGAAGAAGCUAUUAAAAUACACUGCUACUUCUGUCAGGUGACUUUUAUAGGAGAAAAUGUUGCAUGGGAAAUUGAGAAUCAUUUUAAGAGUCAUAUUGUUGAACCGGACUGGCAGUGUAUAAAUUGUGAUAAAACUAUUACCAUGCCCCAUUUGACAAGGGCAAACUGGAAUCACACUUGUGAGCCUGCCUCUUUGUAUCAGUUGCUGUCAACGAAGCAAUAA
This is a messenger RNA of Parnassius mnemosyne (clouded apollo), 1329 nucleotides long. NCBI's taxonomy places the organism in Eukaryota, Metazoa, Arthropoda, Insecta, Lepidoptera, Papilionidae. The record is from the annotation of a GenBank genome assembly.